AUGGGCCCUAUCCAGGGAGUCACACGCUCGACUUCGCGUGGCCUGAGAGCCGUGGCAUUGAUGAGGCAAUCUCGGAGCACUUGCAGUUUUACCCCAAAGAAUCGAUUCCAAACUAAUCUUGUUACCGUCAGGAAAUUACACAGUACCCCUGCUCGCAACUCCCUGUCAGCUGCUGCGCAGAACCCCUCGUCGAAAGAUCCUUCUAAUCCCGCCCUCUCCUUCCCUUGUCUGGAUGCCCAAGAUGCAAAGUCCGCUCUCCUCUCCGCCCGAUCCCUCCAGUCCGGCCCUGAGCCAUCCUACACCACCGGCCACCACGAACGAUACCACUGCAAAGACCCGUUGCUAUUGGACUGGGGUGGAGUGCUACCGGAAUUUGACGUUGCAUAUGAAACUUGGGGUCAGUUGAAUGCGAACAGGAGCAAUGCUAUCCUGCUCCAUACCGGUCUUUCGGCCUCGAGUCAUGCCCAUAGCACGGAAGCAAAUCCAAAACCUGGUUGGUGGGAGAAGUUUAUCGGGCCGGGAAAGCCAUUAGAUACGGACAAGUAUUUCGUCAUCUGUACGAAUGUCAUUGGAGGUUGCUAUGGAAGCACUGGCCCUUCCUCAUUUGACCCCUCAGAUGGCAAGAGAUACGCAACCCGAUUUCCCAUUUUGACGAUCGACGACAUGGUACGAGCGCAGUUUCGUCUGUUGGAUUCCCUUGGGGUGCAGAAACUGUAUGCGUCGGUAGGCUCCAGUAUGGGCGGUAUGCAAAGCCUUGCGGCAGGUGUUCUCUUCCCGGACAGGAUCGGGAAGAUCGUCAGUAUCAGUGGAUGCGCGCGGAGCCAUCCGUACAGUGUUGCAAUGCGACACACCCAGCGCCAAGUGUUGAUGAUGGAUCCUAAAUGGGCCCGAGGGUUCUACUAUGACUCAAUCCCGCCCCAUUCAGGGAUGAAGCUCGCCAGGGAAAUCGCAACAGUGACCUACAGAAGUGGGCCGGAGUGGGAGAAGAGAUUCGGUCGAAAGCGUGCUGACCCCAGCAAGCAGCCGGCUCUCUGUCCGGAUUUUCUUAUUGAGACUUAUCUCGAUCACGCGGGAGAGAAGUUCUGUCUGGAAUAUGAUCCGAACAGCUUGUUAUAUGUAUCCAAGGCCAUGGACUUGUUUGAUCUCGGCCUCACUCAGCAGAUGGAAACCAUGAACCGGAGGAAGGAGUAUGAAACGAAGAUUGCACAGGGAGGCAAAGUUCUUUACCACAGUGACAUUGCAUGCAGCCUUACCCUCCCGGAGAAGCCGUAUGAAGAGCAGCCGUCCGUGACUGCUUCAAAACCAUCCAUGGAUCAAUCCGUAUCAGAAGGCGAAGCUAGAUCAGACGCUCCACCGCAGGAUCUUGUCGCAGGGCUCUCCCCUUUGAAAACUCACUCUGUUCUCGUCAUGGGCGUUGCUAGUGACAUCCUCUUCCCUGCUUGGCAACAGCGCGAAAUUGCCGAGACUCUACGAGCGGCGGGAAAUAAAAAUGUUCGCCAUGUUGAACUUGGAGAGGAUGUAUCCCUGUUUGGACAUGACACAUUCCUGCUGGAUUUGAAGAAUAUCGGGGGUGCUGUGCAAGAGUUUCUGCAAUGA
This is a messenger RNA of Aspergillus tanneri, 1596 nucleotides long. RefSeq names its product homoserine O-acetyltransferase family protein. Lineage: Eukaryota; Fungi; Ascomycota; Eurotiomycetes; Eurotiales; Aspergillaceae. Gene Ontology annotation, biological process: L-homoserine metabolic process. The transcript has a single exon. The record is from RefSeq and is a predicted model, not a curated record. Gene Ontology annotation, molecular function: L-serine O-acetyltransferase activity; homoserine O-acetyltransferase activity. Bases 1 to 1596 code for a protein of 531 amino acids.